This is a messenger RNA of Budorcas taxicolor (takin), 492 nucleotides long. RefSeq names its product spindle and kinetochore-associated protein 2-like. Gene Ontology annotation, biological process: cell division; mitotic cell cycle; chromosome segregation. Gene Ontology annotation, cellular component: outer kinetochore; spindle microtubule. Gene Ontology annotation, molecular function: microtubule binding. NCBI's taxonomy places the organism in Eukaryota, Metazoa, Chordata, Mammalia, Artiodactyla, Bovidae. The record is from RefSeq and is a predicted model, not a curated record.
AUGGAGGCGGAGGUUGGUAAGCUGGAACUUAUGUUCCAGAAAGCUGACUCUGAUCUGGACUACAUUCAGUACAGGCUGGAAUAUGAAAUCAAGACUAAUUAUCCUGAUUCAGCAGGCAAGAAAAAUCCAGUUACACUUUUAAAGGAAUUGUCAGCAAUAAAGUCUCGAUAUCAAACUUUGCAUGUUUGCUUUAAACCAAUUGCUGUGGAGCAGAAAGAGACUAAGAGCCGCAUUUGUGCUACUUUCAAUAAGACUAUGACCUUGAUAAAGAUGCAGAAGGAAACAGACCUGGAGCUGUUACCACUGACUGAAGAAAAGAAAACUGUGGCAGAGCAAUUAAGAGCUCACAUGUCAGACUUAUUAGGAAGAAAUGGACUUGCAAAAAGGAACUCUGAUGGGGAAGAAAUCAAUCCCAGAAAUUUAGGAAGAUGUCUUGUUAACAUUGAUGACUAUUGGUCAGGAGAUGACCGAAAGGAGAUUUGGCUUGGGUGA